AUGCGGGUGGGACACUAUCAAUACCUCAAAGGCAGUUAUUGGUAUCCAAGAACUGACGAAAAAACUGCACUUGCCAAGGAGAUUGUACAAACUUGGCCUGCAACAAAAGAUGCAACACCAGGGUUACAGGGCCAUGAACACUUUUAUAGUGAAGGUAAUGGGUCAAGUUUUAUCCAGUCAAGACUGAAAAACAUCAGAAGCUCCCAGAAGGUGAGAAAGCGUGGUCAUGAUGGUAGCAAGAGACCAAGCCUUCCUGAUGAUCAUGAAGAGCAUUUGCAAGAUGGGGAGGAAGACGAGCCAGAACUAGAUGGUGUAGUAAAUCAACAAACACUUGAAAAGGUUGAGUGGAUGAAGUAUACAGCCCCCAGACAGCAAACAAAAGCCCAAUUAACAGAAGUCUUUGUGGAUACACAUAAAUACAGACAGGCCCUGAUCACUCAACAAGAAAUGACCAUUACUGAUAUUGUAAAUCAGUUUCCUCGUUAUAGAGAUAUGCCCCAGUUGGUUGGAACUGAUGUGGAAGCUGCAGUACAGGGCAAAGAGUCCAUAUAUCGGCAACCGUUUCUGUUAAGCCUGGGGGAAGAGAUGAAGCCAAGUCAGUACUUCUUGGUUGUGGACAAAAUUCCAAUACCAGCAGCAACAACUACAGUGGAAAGUUUUGAUAUGGUCUUCAAGUCCCACUUUGCUUUUAAAGUAGAGUAUGCUUCCCCAUUGAUGCCGUUUUACACUUUCAUGGCUGCAUUUGUCUACGCGGUCUUGCCGCCAUCCCAGGUGGCAGCUAGUAUUAGAUCGUUGGCAGCAAACAUAAGAAAUAUGGGAGAGAUCUGAAACUAAGCAUUAUAGACAAGGGUAAACUUUAUCCUUGGAAUGUACUUGACAUGUUAAAAUACAUUUCAGUGUAGUUGAACCUUAAGAUUUAGGCCAUGUACCUUCCCGAUAAAAUACAAUACAUUUCAUUAUAAUAUACCUGUAGAUGUAGAUACAAGCAGCUAAUAUGAAAGUGUACUUUAUCAGCUUUGUGUGCCUUUUUUAUUUUAAAAAAUUUGACUUCUUGGACCCUUAGAUACUCACAUUUUUCUGAGGAUAUAGAUCAUUCUUGGACACCAUGUGGACAUACUUCUGAUCUAAUCAUGAAUGCAGGGAAAAACAUUUUACAAAACCUAUGCAUCUCUCAUUCUCAAAAUUCUGUCAGUAUAGUAAGCCAAAAUAAUGCAAAAACUAGAACACAAAAUAUUUGACCCAUUCUGUAAUUUAAAUUUGACACUCUGGUUGUGUUGGUGUUUUCCCAAUUUUGCUGUGUUAAUUGUUUCAACAAUGUAAAGUUUACAUUGUUCUUGGGACACUUUUUACUUGAACUGUAAGCACAUUGUUUUGUGAUAAUAGAUAUCUCUGAAAUGUGGCAGUUAAUUGCAUAUUGAAUUGAAAUGGAUGCAUUGUAAAGUUAUUGUGAAUGUAAAAUGUCCUGUAAAGUGGUGGUAUUAGGCUAAAAAAAAAUAAAAAUACUGUCUCAAAGCUUGUGAGAAUUUUUAGAUCUGAUGCAGAAUGCGAUUUCUUUUUUUACUCUUCAAAUUUCAACUGAGUUCCGCCUCCACACACAUCCGUAACCAAAAAUGACUGAAAAGCUUCCAUGUUCAUAUUUUUUGGAAACCACAUAGCAUUCCAUAGGUUUUUUGACCUCCCACUGCUUCAAUUCGUUCAAAACAGCAAACUUUCUUUUAAAAAUGAAAAUGAAAAAAAUAAACAACUGGAAAAAAUAAAAGUCUGACUUUUACAGAAUCAAAUGUGCACGGUAAAACAAAUGCGUGCGGCAGCUUUGAGACAUAUACAUUUUUUUUUAAAGCCUUAUAGCAUGUAUUUUGAUAUUUAAAGAUCCAUAAUUUUUGGUAUCCCUCACAAAACAUGUUGUGGAUGCUUAUGUUAUGGUGCAGUUGACCAACUGACUAUAUCUGCCGGGAACACGAGUAAUCCACUCUGCAGGCGAAACACAAAUCGCAUUCACUUCAAACUUAUUGGUAUAGUUUGGGAGUACCUAGCUCCCUAGAUGACCUCAUUAUAAAUUGGUCAAUUUUAGUAAAUUGCAAAAUGGCAAUGAAUAAAUGGUGUGUAAUGUGUUGCAAUACAUGUGCCACCCGCAUUUAGGGAAAAAUAUUGUAGAAUGUUUGUAACUAAUGGAUUACUAA
Molecule: messenger RNA, 2180 nt
Organism: Strongylocentrotus purpuratus (purple sea urchin)
Lineage: Eukaryota; Metazoa; Echinodermata; Echinoidea; Camarodonta; Strongylocentrotidae
Exons: 5
Coding region: 1-828 (275 amino acids)
Source: RefSeq, a predicted model, not a curated record